Limanda limanda (common dab) is the source of this 2850-nucleotide messenger RNA. It is a transcript of the gene col9a1c, whose product is annotated as collagen alpha-1(IX) chain. The coding region runs from base 1 to 2850 and encodes 949 amino acids. Lineage: Eukaryota; Metazoa; Chordata; Actinopteri; Pleuronectiformes; Pleuronectidae. The record is from RefSeq and is a predicted model, not a curated record. The transcript has 38 exons.
AUGGCCUUCCUCAGCUCCGCCUCGACCAGAAAGCGACCGUGGCACCCAUCGAUGGCGGCGUGCCCCACUCUCUGUGUGGCUCUGCUCUCCCUGCUCCUCACUCCAGCACUUGGACAGCUCGACCUCAAUCGGCUGGAUGGUGAUACCGUCUGCCCACCAAUGAGAGGCGGACAAGAUGACCUUCCAGGUUUUGAUCUGAUCACUCAGUUCCAGCUGGAUGUGAUCACCCUGAAAGGCGUGCGGAAGGUGGACGGCUCCACUCCCCUCCAGGUGGCGUACCGCCUCGACCGGGAGGCCAAUUUCCAAAUUCCAACCAUGCUCAACUUCCCUCGUGGCUUCCCAGACGAGUACUCCUUCAUGGUGACCUUCCGCAUGAUCAAGAACACAGUGAACAAGGUGUGGAACGUCUGGCAAAUAGUGGAUGAAGACGGCAACAAACAAGCCGGAAUGAGGCUGAAUGGCGACCAGCAGGCUCUGGAGUACUUCCUGAUGGGCGCCGACGGCUACAUGCAGACUGUCACCUUCCCCGGCCUUUCUGUGCUCUUCAACACCAAGUGGCACAAGGUGAUGAUCGGCGUGGAGCGCGACCAGGUCACUCUGUACGUGGACUGCCAGCCCGUGGAUCGGAAACCCAUCAAGGGCAAAGGCCCUGUCAACACAGAGGGAGACACUCUUAUUGGAAGGCUGGAUGCUGAUCCGGACGCCUCCGUUGUGUUUGAGCUCCAGUGGAUGUUGAUUCACUGCGACCCAAAGAGAGCCCAGAGAGAGAGCUGCAGUGAGCUGCCUGCCACCGAGAUGUAUGCCAAUGCUGAGCCUGACAAAUCACUCCAAGGCCCCCCAGGCAUCCCUGGCCCAGAGGGCCCCCAAGGGGACCCCGGAGAAGACGGCAGAGAUGGAAGAGAUGGUCUUCCAGGAUCUACUGGCAGUCCCGGGACUCCUGGCAGCAAAGGGGAUCAGGGGGAGAUCGGUCUUCCCGGGCAAAGAGGCCUGGCUGGUCUUCCAGGAGUCAAUGGUCUUUCUGGUCCAAUGGGUCCCAGAGGGCCUGUGGGUGAGAGAGGUCUACAAGGUUUUCCUGGACCUGCCGGUCCUCCUGGCCCAUCAACAGAAGGACCUGCUGGACCUGCAGGAAAAGCUGGAAUCCCAGGAGAUGAAGGAAAUAUCGGGCCUGAGGGUCCUCCUGGACCCAGAGGGGGACAAGGGACCCCCGGGGCUCCUGGCACUCCUGGUCCACCAGGGCCUGUGGGACCGCCUGGUGCCAGCAAUGAGGUGAUUGGGGAACCUUGUCCUGCUGCCUGUCCUGCUGGACCUCGGGGGAUGGCUGGACUACCAGGGCUGAAGGGUCACCAAGGUUUGGAUGGUGAACCUGGACAAAACGGAACAGCUGGAGAGAAGGGAGAAGAUGGAGCAAGUGGUCCUCAGGGGACACCAGGUCGCAUGGGAGAUGAUGGUCAACGAGGGCCAAUUGGAUUCCCUGGAACUACUGGAGAGAAGGGAGACAGAGGUGGUCCUGGUUUCAAUGGCGUCCCAGGACCUACAGGCCCGCCUGGUGCUCCUGGUGUGGAGGGAAUCCGUGGACGUCAGGGUUUGCCAGGGGACAAGGGCGAUGAUGGAACUGUGGGAGAGCAGGGAGAGCAGGGACCUUCAGGGGGAAAAGGAGAAGUUGGAGAGCCUGGCAAAGAUGGCUUAAAUGGACUCUCUGGAUCUGAUGGCGCUAAGGGAGAGUCUGGAACCCCUGGAUCUGUUGGUCUCAGGGGGAUUGUGGGUAUUCCAGGACUGCCAGGGAAGCAGGGAGUAGUCGGACCCUCUGGUGAAAAGGGUGAUACUGGUGAUGAGGGACCUGUUGGACAAGUUGGACUUCCUGGAAAGAUUGGUGAGCCUGGCAAUGAUGGAGAAGAUGGAAAAACAGGAGAUAAAGGAGCAACUGGUGGAACAGGAAAACAAGGGCCAUUGGGGCCUACAGGUCCUCAAGGAAUCCAGGGAGACAAAGGAGAUAAAGGAGAUACUGGUGCCAAGGGAAUAAAGGGUCAUACUGGAUUCAAAGGAGAUCAGGGACCAAUGGGACCUAUUGGACCAAAUGGAAGUCAGGGUGACACAGGUAUGGCAGGAGAUUCCGGGGUGAAGGGAGACCAGGGCCCUCCUGGCAAUCCUGGAAUCAGAGGAGAGCGCGGAGAGCAAGGCAUGAGAGGAGCAUCAGGGAUUGAUGGCAGACCAGGUCAGACGGGCCACGAGGGUUUGGCUGGUCCAAUGGGAGCCAGAGGGCUGGACGGAGAAGCAGGCAAUACUGGAACACCAGGUCCCAGAGGUCUACCUGGCCCAAAAGUGACUGACGAGAAGCUUCGGGAAAUGUGCUCAGCCGUUGUGGAAGAGCAAUUGGCAGAGUUUAAGAAAGAGCUUCUGCAGAAGCCAGCAGCCCUUGGUGCCCCUGGUACCGCUGGACCAGCAGGACCUGCUGGCCCCCAAGGACCACCUGGAGCAGCAGGAGCAGCAGGAGCUCCAGGACCCUUGGGUCCUAAAGGUCAUCCAGGCUACUUUGGACUUCCAGGCAUACCAGGCAAGAAAGGUGAUGCUGGAGAAAUGGGAGACAAGGGAGAAAAAGGAGAGGAUGGAGUAGGAGUCAAAGGCAGCUCAGGUGCACCCGGUGCACCAGGUGCACCAGGUGCCCCCGGCAUUGGCAUAGAUGGCAAAAUGGGAGAACGUGGUGAGAGUGGGAGUCAAGGUGUCCCAGGAACAUCUGGUCCAAGGGGACCCUCAGGACAGCCCGGCCUUUGUGACCCAUCAACCUGUAUCAGCCGAAUGCCACCUCUCUAUAUGGUCGGUGGAAAGAAAUCUGCCAGCUACAAAAACCCGUGA